Messenger RNA from Plasmodium malariae, 1422 nucleotides. RefSeq names its product GTP-binding protein, putative. Gene Ontology annotation, molecular function: GTPase activity; GTP binding. The coding region runs from base 1 to 1422 and encodes 473 amino acids. NCBI's taxonomy places the organism in Eukaryota, Apicomplexa, Aconoidasida, Haemosporida, Plasmodiidae. The transcript has a single exon. Gene Ontology annotation, cellular component: mitochondrion. The record is from RefSeq and is a predicted model, not a curated record.
AUGAGCAGUAGAAGAAUUAUCAGAUCAACAUCAUCUUCGUCGAUAAGUGUGUGGAAGAAGGAUCUGGGGCCAAAACUGAGUGAUAUAUUUUUAAGAAAAGACCUGGAGAACGCAAAAAAGAGUGUCAAUAAGGGGAUAGAGCAAAAAAAUUGGAGUGAAAACAAUAAAGAAAUAUAUCUGAACAGUUUUGUAAAUGCAAGUAGGGAUAAUGGGACAGAGUUGGAAAAGAAGAUAACAGAGUGUGAUGUGGAACAUGGUGAAGAAAAAAAAAAAAAAAAUAGUAAUAAUAAUAUUAAUAAUAUUUAUAGCAGUAAUAAUAUUUAUAGCAGCAAUAAUAUUUAUAGCAGCAAUAAUAUUUAUAAUAGUAAUAAGAAGAAAGAAAAAUACACCGAUUUUGCAUGCAGAGAGAUAUUCAUAUUUGACGAGAAUAUUACAUGUUUUCCAAAUUACAUGCACAAGUCAUCUGUAAAUAUAAAAAAGAAAUUUGAUAUAUGUGAUGUAAUAAUAGAAGUACGAGAUGCUCGACUGCCAUUUACAAGUAGUAACCAUUUUAUUAUAAACAGUAUGAAAAAAAAAUAUAAAAAUAGUAAGCGAUGUAUAAUUAUUUUAAAUAAAGUAGAUUUAAUAUGUAAUAAAGUAGCGUUAAAAGCAAAAAAUUUAAUAGAAGAGAAAUCAAAUUCUAUAUGUUUAUUAACAUCAUCAAAAUUUAAUAAAAAUAUAUCAAAAAUACGUGAUAUUUGCAAAGAAAUAAAACCCAAAUUUAAAAGUUUAGGUAUAUUCGCUAUGUUAAUAGGUUUACCUAAUGUAGGUAAGUCCAGUAUUAUAAAUUCGUUCAAAGAUAUUACAUAUAAUAUGAGUAAAUAUGGAUAUAAAAAUAAUAAAAUAGCAUAUGAGGUUAAUAGAAAAAGAGUUCAAACAAAUAUUUUGGCAGGUACGACAAAAACAAUUAACACAUAUAAAGUUUCAAAUAGUCCUUUAUUAUAUUUUAUAGACACACCAGGUAUAUUUUUACCAAAAAUGGAAGAUAAACAAAUCAGCUUAAAACUAAGUGCAAUAGGAUCUACACUAGAUUAUAAAUAUGAUCAUAUGUAUGUUGGAGAUUACAUUUUAUUUAUGUUAAAUAAAUAUAAAUAUUAUAAAUAUGUGAAAAUGCUUGGUCUAGAACAACCUACUAAUGAUAUUCGUUUUGUUAGUAAUGUCAUUUCGACAAAACUAAAUUUAUGUAGAAAUUAUAAAUAUUUAGAUAUUAAUGGUGGAUGUAGAUUUUUUAUUGAUAUGUUCAGAUUAGGUCUCCUGGGACAGGUCUGUUUGGAUGCUGUUCCUAAUACUGAUGACUUUAUCACCUAUUUCGACUUCAAUUCACAAGAACCCCUAGCUGUAGAUUCUUCGAAAAACCCAACUCCAUUCUGCGGCCUGCUCUAA